This is a messenger RNA of Effrenium voratum, 963 nucleotides long. The record is from the annotation of a GenBank genome assembly. NCBI's taxonomy places the organism in Eukaryota, Dinophyceae, Suessiales, Symbiodiniaceae.
AUGAUGGAAUGGACUGACAGGCACUGCCGUGCGUUUCACCGUCAGUUGUCGCGACAUGCGUUGCUCUAUACGGAGAUGGUUACGACAGGGGCGGUCAUUCAUGGUGACCGGGAUCAUCUGCUCGGGUUUUCCGGUCUGGAGCAUCCGAUUGCAUGUCAACUGGGCGGUUCAGACCCGGUGGAGAUGGCCGAGUCGGCUCGGAUCGUUGCCGAAUACGGCUAUGGUGAAGUCAACAUCAAUGUUGGCUGUCCGUCCGACCGCGUGCAGUCCGGGCGAUUCGGUGCCUGUCUCAUGCUGGAGCCGGAACUCGUCGCUUCCUGCGUUUCGGCCAUGAAGGAUGCUGUCGAGAUACCGGUGACCGUCAAGUGCAGGAUCGGUGUGGACGACCAGGAUCCCGAAACGGCUCUCGACCGCAUGGCCGAGUUGGUAUUCGAGGCCGGUGCGGAUGCGCUCUGGGUACAUGCCCGCAAGGCCUGGCUAAAGGGACUGAGCCCAAAGGAAAACCGUGAUAUUCCUCCCCUUGAUUAUGAUCGUGUCCUGCGCCUGAAAAAUCGGUUUCCUGAAAUGUUCAUCGGGCUGAACGGCGGACUGCAAACGCUCGACCAGUCGGAGCCAUUUCUUGACACGCUGGACGGUUUGAUGUUCGGCCGCGCUGCAUAUCACACGCCGCAGAUGCUGGGAGAAGUCGACCGCCGUUUUUAUGGAGGCACGACAGGGGACGUCUCACCUUGGGAUGCGGUGCGGGCUCACAGGAACUAUCUGGAAGAACAGCUUGGCAAGGGUGUCAAGCUUGCACGUAUGACCCGGCAUAUGCUCGGCCUGUUUCACGGACGUCCCGGAGCACGGUCAUGGCGGCGGAUCCUGACGGUCGAGGCAAUCAAGCCCGGUGCCGGACUGGAGGUCGUUGACAGGGCCCUGGCCGCAGUCAGCCCGACGGAUCUUGACGUGGAAGCCGCUGAAUAG